Molecule: messenger RNA, 4723 nt
Organism: Oryza sativa Japonica Group (Japanese rice)
Lineage: Eukaryota; Viridiplantae; Streptophyta; Magnoliopsida; Poales; Poaceae
Source: RefSeq, a predicted model, not a curated record
GGGAGAUGGACGCGGCGGGGGAGAUCCAGAAGGUGGCGAGCAUGCGGCUAGGGGGGAGCAUGAGGGGGGACAGCGGGUCGAUGUGGAGGAGAGGGGACGACGUGUUCUCGAGGUCGUCGAGGGAGGAGGACGACGAGGAGGCGCUGCGGUGGGCGGCGCUCGAGAAGCUGCCCACCUACGACCGCGUGCGCCGCGCCAUCCUGCCGCUCGGUGGCGACGACGGCGCCGGGGACGGAGGAGGGAAGGGCGUCGUGGACGUGCACGGGCUCGGCCCGCGCGAGCGCCGCGCGCUCCUCGAGCGCCUCGUGCGCGUCGCCGACGAGGACAACGAGAAGUUCCUCCUCAAGCUCAAGGACCGCGUCGACCGGGUGGGGAUCGACAUGCCGACGAUCGAGGUGCGGUUCGAGCACCUGGAGGCGGAGGCGGAGGUCCGCGUCGGCAACAGCGGCCUCCCCACCGUCCUCAACUCCAUCACCAACACCCUCGAGGAAGCCGGCAACGCGCUCGGCAUUCUGCCCAACCGGAAGCAGACCAUGCCCGUCCUCCACGACGUCAGCGGCAUCAUCAAGCCCCGCAGGAUGACUCUGCUGUUAGGCCCACCGGGGUCAGGCAAGACCACCUUGCUGCUCGCGUUGGCCGGAAGGCUCGGCAAAGAUCUCAAGGCUUCAGGAAAAGUGACCUACAACGGGCACGGCAUGGAGGAAUUCGUGCCGGAGAGGACGGCGGCUUACAUCAGCCAGCACGACCUCCACAUCGGAGAGAUGACCGUCAGGGAGACACUUGCCUUCUCGGCACGAUGCCAGGGUGUUGGCAGUCGCUUUGAUAUGUUGACUGAGCUGUCAAGGCGAGAGAAGGCAGCGAACAUUAAGCCUGACGCCGAUAUCGAUGCAUUCAUGAAGGCGGCUGCAAUGGGAGGACAGGAGGCAAACGUGAACACUGACUAUAUACUGAAGAUAUUAGGACUAGAGAUAUGCGCUGACACGAUGGUUGGGGACGAGAUGCUGAGGGGCAUCUCAGGUGGGCAAAGAAAGCGUGUUACGACUGGUGAGAUGCUGGUUGGGCCAGCCAGGGCGCUCUUCAUGGACGAGAUCUCAACUGGGCUUGACAGCUCCACUACAUUCCAGAUAGUGAAUUCGCUUAGGCAAACUGUCCACAUCCUCGGUGGCACAGCUGUUAUCUCCCUGCUGCAGCCGGCGCCUGAGACUUACAACUUGUUUGAUGAUAUCAUCCUCCUCUCAGACGGUCAGAUUGUGUACCAGGGCCCCCGAGAGGAUGUGCUUGAAUUCUUCGAGUCCAUGGGGUUUAAGUGUCCUGACAGGAAGGGUGUUGCCGACUUCUUGCAAGAAGUGACUUCUAAGAAAGAUCAAAGGCAGUACUGGGCGAGGCAUGACAAGCCCUACAGGUUUGUGACGGUUAAGGAAUUUGUGAGUGCAUUCCAGUCGUUCCACACAGGGAGAGCUAUAGCAAACGAACUUGCUGUUCCGUUUGAUAAGAGUAAGAGCCAUCCUGCCGCACUGGCUACCACAAGGUACGGUGCUCCUGGCAAGGAGCUGCUGAAGGCAAAUAUUGACAGGGAGAUUCUCCUCAUGAAGAGGAACUCUUUCGUCUACAUGUUCAGAACCUUCCAGUUGAUGGUGGUGUCACUCAUUGCAAUGACACUCUUCUUCCGUACGAAAAUGAAACGUGAUUCUGUGACCAGCGGGGGCAUCUACAUGGGCGCACUCUUCUUUGGUGUGCUUAUGAUCAUGUUCAAUGGUUUCUCAGAGCUUGCGCUCACUGUCUUUAAGUUGCCUGUUUUCUUCAAGCAGAGGGAUCUCCUUUUUUAUCCUGCAUGGUCGUACACUAUACCCUCAUGGAUUCUCAAGAUCCCAAUCACGUUUAUUGAGGUUGGUGGGUAUGUGUUCUUAACAUACUACGUCAUUGGGUUUGACUCAAACGUGGGCAGCUUCUUCAAGCAGUAUUUGCUCAUGUUAGCAAUCAAUCAGAUGGCGGGAUCACUUUUCCGAUUCAUUGGUGGGGCAGCGAGGAACAUGAUUGUUGCAAAUGUCUUUGCAUCAUUCAUGCUGCUAAUUUUUAUGGUAUUGGGUGGAUUCAUUCUAGCAAGAGAGCAAGUGAAGAAAUGGUGGAUUUGGGGCUACUGGAUAUCCCCGAUGAUGUACGCCCAGAAUGCCAUCUCAGUUAAUGAACUCAUGGGGCACAGCUGGAACAAAAUUGUGAAUAGCUCUGCCUCCAAUGAGACCCUUGGUGUGCAAGUCCUCAAGUCCCGUGGAGUAUUCCCUGAAGCCAGGUGGUAUUGGAUUGGGUUUGGUGCAAUGAUCGGCUUCACCAUCCUUUUCAAUGCUCUCUUCACCCUUGCCCUUACAUACCUCAGGCCAUAUGGAAAUUCCCGUCAGUCAGUAUCAGAAGAGGAACUGAAAGAGAAGCGUGCCAAUCUGAAUGGUGAGAUUGUGGGUGACGUUCACUUGUCAUCUGGAAGUACGCGUAGGCCAAUGGGAAACGGCACUGAAAAUGAUUCAACAAUUGUUGAUGAUGAUACUGAGGUUACUCAAAGGGGGAUGGUUCUCCCAUUUACUCCGCUUUCACUCAGCUUUGACAAUGUCAGAUAUUCUGUUGACAUGCCACAGGAAAUGAAAGCACAAGGUGUAGCUGAUGACCGGUUGGAGCUCCUCAAAGGUGUUAGUGGUUCAUUCAGGCCAGGGGUGUUGACUGCACUAAUGGGUGUCAGUGGUGCUGGCAAGACAACACUGAUGGAUGUAUUGGCUGGGAGAAAGACAGGUGGGUACAUUGAAGGAAGCAUCAACAUUUCAGGAUAUCCAAAGAAACAAGAGACUUUUGCACGUGUGUCUGGAUACUGUGAGCAGAACGAUAUCCACUCACCGCAGGUCACAGUCUAUGAGUCGCUACUUUUCUCAGCAUGGCUCCGUCUUCCUGAGGAUGUAGAUUCCAACACUAGAAAGAUGUUCAUUGAGGAGGUGAUGGAGCUUGUGGAGCUCAAGUCACUGAGAGAUGCUUUGGUUGGGCUUCCUGGAGUGAAUGGUCUGUCCACUGAACAAAGAAAGAGGCUAACAAUCGCAGUGGAGCUUGUUGCAAACCCUUCGAUUAUAUUCAUGGACGAGCCAACCUCAGGGCUUGAUGCACGAGCAGCUGCAAUUGUGAUGAGGACAGUGAGGAACACUGUUAAUACUGGCAGAACUGUGGUGUGCACAAUUCAUCAGCCUAGCAUUGACAUAUUUGAAGCAUUUGAUGAGCUUUUCCUGAUGAAGCGAGGUGGUGAAGAGAUCUAUGCUGGUCCACUAGGCCAUCAUUCUUCGGAGCUGAUCAAGUAUUUUGAGAGUAUCCCAGGGGUCAGCAAAAUCAAAGAUGGCUAUAACCCAGCAACAUGGAUGUUGGAGGUGACAACAAUUGGUCAAGAGCAGGCACUUGGUGUUGAUUUUAGUGAUAUAUACAAGAAGUCUGAACUUUACCAGAGGAACAAGGCCUUGAUAAAGGACCUGAGCCAACCAGCCCCCGAUUCAAGUGACCUGUAUUUCCCUACCCAAUAUUCUCAGUCUUCUUUAACACAAUGCAUGGCUUGCCUGUGGAAGCAAAACCUGUCAUACUGGAGGAACCCUCCUUACAAUGCCGUUAGGUUCUUUUUCACUACUGUCAUUGCUCUUCUCUUUGGUACCAUCUUCUGGGACCUUGGCGGCAAAGUGACGAAGUCACAAGACUUGUUCAAUGCCAUGGGGUCAAUGUAUGCAGCAGUGCUGUUCAUCGGUGUCAUGAACUGUACAUCUGUUCAGCCAGUGGUGGCCGUGGAGCGGACAGUCUUUUACCGUGAAAGGGCUGCCGGCAUGUACUCGGCGUUUCCAUAUGCAUUUGGCCAGGUUGUCAUUGAGAUCCCAUACACACUGGUUCAGGCUACUGUAUACGGGAUCAUAGUGUAUGCGAUGAUUGGGUUCGAGUGGACGGCUGCCAAGUUCUUCUGGUACCUCUUCUUCAUGGUCUUCACGCUCCUCUACUUCACAUUCUACGGCAUGAUGGCGGUCGGCCUGACACCGAACUACCACAUUGCCUCGAUCGUCUCAUCGGCGUUCUACGCCAUCUGGAAUCUCUUCUCCGGCUUCGUCAUCCCCCGACCUAGAGUCCCAAUCUGGUGGAGAUGGUAUUGCUGGGCGUGCCCCGUCGCGUGGACGCUGUACGGCCUCGUCGUCUCCCAGUUCGGUGACAUCGAGACGCCGAUGGAAGACGGCACCCCUGUGAAGGUGUUUGUGGAGAACUACUUCGGCUUCAAGCACAGCUGGUUGGGCUGGGUGGCCACCGUGGUCGCUGCCUUCGCUUUCCUCUUCGCUUCCUUGUUUGGCUUCGCUAUCAUGAAGUUCAACUUCCAGAAGAGAUGAUGAUGACAAGGGAUAUUACAUUCAUUGAGUUGCAAACGCUACCUGAAAUUUGUGCAUAUCAUUGGAUCUAAAGAAUUUUUUUUUGUUGCCAUUAGAAUAUUGUAAAUCAUACCAGCCUUUCCCCCUUAUUUUUAUAGAAAGAUUGUACUACUGUUACACCUAGUAAUUUUGUUAUUAGUACCCUUCUUUUUAUAGAAAGAUGGUACUACUUUUAUUUUUAAUUUUUAUAUGGGGUUGUCUAGUGUUCAGUUGACUGAACUCACAUUUUGCUCGAUGUAAAUGAAGAACAGUUCUGCUGUUCGUCACUACUAUUUUUGUUAAUUGUAUUGCCCAGUUUUCCUCAA